AUGGCUGAAGUGAAGUGCACCAUCUGCGGCGAUCGUGGUCAUGUGGCUUCCGACUGCAAGCAAGCAGCGGAGCAGCAUCAGAAGGAGAACGUGGACUGGAAAGCCGAAGCUGAGAAGAAGCGUGAGCUAGAUGAAGAAUAUGAGAAGAUGAUGAGAGAGCUGGGCCUGUCCAAGCCAAAGGCCAAGGCACCGCCGCCGCCGCCAGGUGAGCCCGCUGCAUCCCCAGGGAACCUGGAGGGAGCCAAGGCGGCUGCGGCGCUCCUGGCGCAGGAGCCCAAGGCUCCAGGCCUUGUGGGCCAUCGCGAGGUCCAAACGGUGCCGAGGCCUCCCAGUUCGUGUACGGCCCUAGUCCCGGCCGGUGCCACGCCAAAGAGCGAGGCGUUCCCCAGGCCGGUUGGGCCCGUCAAAGGGAAGGGCGGAGGCAAAUCCUGGGGCAAGCGGCCACCUCGUCCGCGGAUGGUGCCAGCACAGCCGCCCAGAGACGCCGACGUCUCCAUCGGCUGCCCGCGCAUGCUUGCGCAGCAGCUCUUCUCUAGCGGGUUCCGAGUGCUGCAGGAGAUGGGCCAGGAGACAGGGGCGAGAGUAACCAUCCACGAGCGGCCGGACCAUGAGGGCGGGCCUUACUUCGCCAUCCUCGGCACGCAAGAAGCCCGGGAGAUGGCCAAGAUGCACGUAAGGGCCUGGCUCGACGUGAACUCCCGUGCCUUUCAGCCGGAAGGCUUGCCUGCGGCCCCGCUGGCAGCCCCGCUGGCGGCCCCGCCUUUUCAGCUUCCAGAAGGCUUCCCACCGGGGUUUCCGCCACCUUUCGGAGGCGACAUGCCCCCGGGCUUUCCUCCUGGCUUUCCUGUUGGCCUGCCCGCUGGCUUUCCCCCCGGCUUCCCGGCCUUCCCGCCGGCCGUGCCAGGCCCGGUUUUGGAUGCCAGACUGGUGCAGGCCGGAUCCCAUGGCAUGUCGGCAGAGGCGUACGAUGAGAUCUGA
This is a messenger RNA of Effrenium voratum, 978 nucleotides long. The record is from the annotation of a GenBank genome assembly. NCBI's taxonomy places the organism in Eukaryota, Dinophyceae, Suessiales, Symbiodiniaceae.